AUGAAUUAUAUUUAUAGUUAUUUCUUUAAACAACAGCAACAACAACAAACUAAUAAUAAAACUACAGAUAAAAUGGAAGUAGAACAAAAGAUUGAUGAUGCUUUGUACAGUAGACAACUUUAUGUAUUAUCACAUGAGGCAAUGCAAAAGAUCACUUCAACCAAUGUAUUGGUUGUUGGUUUGACAGGUCUUGGUAUUGAAAUCGUAAAGGAUGUAGUCCUUGCUGGUGUUAAAUCUGUUACUCUCUAUGAUGACGAACCCGUUAGAAUUACCGAUCUUUCUUCACAAAAUCACAAAUUGGUCAAAAGAAGAUCAGAUGCAUGCAUUCAAAAAGUUGUAGAAUUAAAUAAUUACGUUAGAAUCAACUCUCACACUGGUGAGUUGACCGAGGAGUUCCUCAGUGGAUUCCAAGUGGUCGUACUCGCCAAUCAGAGUUUGUCGACUCAACUUCGUAUCAACGAAAUCUGUCAUAGAAAUAAGAUCAAGUUCAUUGCCUCGGAGACUCGUGGUGUUUUCGGUUCAAUUUUCAAUGAUUUUGGCGAGGGAUUCCAAGUGGUCGACACCAACGGUGAGAACCCAGCAAGCUAUAUGGUCAGUGCCGUCUCACAAGACAAGACCGGUGUCGUCACUCUGGUCGACGAACAGAAGCUCCAGUUGCAAGACGGUGACUUUAUCACCUUCAAGGAGAUCAACGGUAUGACUCAGUUGAACGAUUUGCCACCACAAAAGAUCAAGGUCAUCUCACCAUACACCUUCUCGAUUGGCGACACCAGCGCUUUCGGUCUGUACACCAACGGUGGUUACGUCACCGAGGUCAAGCAGCCAAAGACUGUCAACUUCCAACCGUUGAAGACCGUCCUCGAGAAGGCCGAAGGUUUGUUCACCUCUGACGAUUUCAAGUUUGAUCAUCCAUACACCUUGUUGGCUGGUUUCCAAGCGAUCCACGCCUUCAACGAAACUCACAAGCACUUCCCACGUCCACACAACAAGCAAGACGCCGAAGAGGUGUUGAAGACCGCCAAGGAGUUCGCCACCAAGUUGGAUAUCGAGUUGAAGGAGAAGUUGAUUGAACAACUCUCGUUUGUUGCCUCUGGUGACACUGUCGGUUUGGCUGCUGUCAUCGGUGGUAUCACCGGUCAAGAAGUCUUGAAGGCUGCCUCUGGUAAGUUCCACCCAAUCACCCAAUUAAUGUAUUUCGAUGCCAUCGAAACACUCCCAACCGAAGAAUUGCCAGAGUCUGAAUUCCAACCACAAAACAGCCGUUACGACGCACAAAUCGCUGUCUAUGGUGCCACCCUCCAGAAGCGUAUCGAAAAUCUAAAAUAUUUCUUGGUCGGUGCCGGUGCCAUCGGUUGUGAGAUGUUGAAGAACUUCUCGAUGAUGGGUCUCGGUUGCGGUGAGAAUGGUAUGAUUCACGUCACCGAUAUGGAUACCAUUGAAAAGUCAAAUUUGAAUCGUCAAUUCCUCUUCCGUUCCUCCGAUAUCAAUCAUCUCAAGUCAGAGUGUGCCGCUCGUGCCGUCAAGGUCAUGAAUCCAUCGGUCAACAUCAAGUCCUAUGCCACUCGUGUCGGUCCAGAGACUGAGAAUACCUACAACGAAGAUUUCUACAAUUCACUCGACGGUGUUUGUAACGCCCUCGACAAUAUCGACGCUCGUAUGUACAUGGACAGUCAGUGUGUAUUCUACGGUAAGCCACUCUUGGAGUCUGGUACUCUCGGAACCAAAGCCAACACCCAAGUCGUAGUUCCAAAGCUUACAGAGUCCUACAGCUCAUCGCGUGAUCCACCCGAAAAGUCGAUCCCAAUGUGCACUCUCCACAACUUCCCCAAUGCCAUCGAGCACACCAUCCAAUGGGCUCGUGAUCUCUUUGAGGGUAUCUACAAGAACUCUGCCGACAAUGUCAACUCCUACCUCACCAAUCCAACCUUUAUUGAUGGUCUCCAAAAGCAAAACAGCCACGUCCGUCUUGAAACCCUCCAACAAAUCAAGUCGUCGCUCCUCGGUAAGCCACUCAAUUUCGAGCAAUGCGUUAACUGGGCUCGUUUGAAAUUCGAAGAGCUCUACAACAACAACAUCGAACAGUUGCUCUACAAUUUCCCAAGAGACAUGAUCACCACCACCGGAAGUCCAUUCUGGUCCGGUCCAAAGCGUGCUCCAACUCCACUCAAGUUUGACCCAUCCAACCCACUCCACCUCAAUUUCGUCGUUGCUGCCGCCAACUUGCGUGCCUACAACUACGGUAUCAAGGGUGACUCGAACGCCGAACAAAUCAAAAAGUGGGCUACCGAUGUCAUUGUGCCAGACUUUACUCCAAAGAAGGUAAAGAUCUCCACCAACGAGACCGAGCAACAACAACAACAGCAACAACAACAACAACAUAACGACGGUGACGACGACCAAACCGACAAGGUACUCAACGAGAUCCCACACCCAUCCGAGUUGGCAGGUUACAAGAUCAACCCAAUCUCCUUUGAGAAGGACGAUGACACCAACUUCCACAUUGAUUUCAUUACCGCCGCUUCCAACCUCCGUGCCACCAACUACAACAUCACACUCGCCGAUCGUCACAAGACCAAGGGUAUCGCCGGUAAGAUCAUUCCAGCUUUGGUUACCACCACUGCUUUGGUCUCUGGUCUCGUAUGUCUUGAGCUCCUCAAGGUCAUCCAAAACAAACCAAUCGAUGCCUACAAAAACGCUUUCCUCAAUCUUGCCAUUCCAUUUUUCGCUUUCAUUGAGCCAGUUGCUCCAGCCAAGAACAAGGUACGUGAGGGAUGGCAAUUCACAUUGUGGGACAGAUUCGAUGUCGAAGGUGAUAUCACUUUGGCAGAGUUCCUCGAUCACUUCCAAAAGAAAUACAGAUUGGAUAUCAGUAUGAUCUCCUGUCAAGUCACACUCAUGUAUGCCAUGUUUAUUGAUAAGAAGACAAAGGAAGACAGAUUAAAGACCAAGAUGAGUGUACUUUAUGAGACUCUCAGCAAGAAACCAUUACCAGAGAAGAAAUAUUUAGUAUUUGAAAUUUGUUGCUCCGACAUGGACAACGAUGAUGAGGAUGCCGAAGUUCCAUACGUCCGAUACAGAUUCAGAGAUUAA
Molecule: messenger RNA, 3090 nt
Organism: Heterostelium album PN500
Lineage: Eukaryota; Evosea; Eumycetozoa; Acytosteliales; Acytosteliaceae
Gene: uae1
Product: ubiquitin activating enzyme E1
Exons: 2
Coding region: 1-3090 (1029 amino acids)
Biological process (GO): protein sumoylation
Cellular component (GO): cytoplasm; SUMO activating enzyme complex
Molecular function (GO): SUMO activating enzyme activity
Source: RefSeq, a predicted model, not a curated record